Messenger RNA from Papaver somniferum (opium poppy), 555 nucleotides. RefSeq lists its product as uncharacterized. Bases 1 to 555 code for a protein of 184 amino acids. NCBI's taxonomy places the organism in Eukaryota, Viridiplantae, Streptophyta, Magnoliopsida, Ranunculales, Papaveraceae. Gene Ontology annotation, molecular function: RNA-DNA hybrid ribonuclease activity; nucleic acid binding. The record is from RefSeq and is a predicted model, not a curated record. The transcript has a single exon.
AUGCACUUCUCUGAAAAUCAGCAUAAUAACAUUGAUAGAAUUUGCAUCAGUCAUCAAGAGACAUGGAGGAAACCUCUUGAAAAUUGGAUAAAAAUUAACAUUGAUGCUUCUUUUAUAUCUAGUAAUACUAAUGAUGGGUUUACUUUAAUUGCUCGUGAUUCUGCAGGAAAGUUCUUGGCAGCAAUGGCCUACUCAUCAAGAUCCAGAGAUGUGAAUCAAGUUGAAACCUUGGUGCUUCUCAGAGCUCUUCUUUGGAUUAAAGAAAUGCAGUUCCAAAAUGUAAUCAUUGAAGGGGAUAAUAGGUCAGUUAUUAGUAGUUGUAAUGGUAGUGUUGAAAGCUUUAUGUGGGAGGAUCAAAACAUUAUCCGAGAUUGCCAAGAGAUCCUGCACAAGCUAGAGUCAUGUCAAGUUACUUUCAAGAAAAGAUCUUGCAACAAUGCAGCAGAUAAACUAGCAAAACAUGCUAUAACUAGUGUCAAAUCUCAAAUUUGGCUGGAAGAGCCUCCAAAUGUAAUUGCUAGUAUAUUAGCAGCUGAAGGCAGGAUUUCGAGUUAG